GAAAUAAUUGGGGUUUUAUUUUUAGAGUGGUGGAGGAAGAGGGGUUCUGAAAUUCCACUCAUUUCCUCUUGGUUAUGAUCUGGUGGCGUUUCGUCGUAGCAAUAAAAAAUAGUGCGAGGCAGACUGUACAGUCUGGUAUUGGAGGGCUAAGGAGAUAGUCUCUAGAGAGGGAAAGCUACAGAGAGAUGGAGGAUCGCAACGAGAACGGUGAAACCAAUGAGGAGUCGUUAGGUUCGAGUCUGACCAUGGAGAAGGUUGCUGCGGCCAAGAAGUUCAUCGAGAACCACUAUAGGGCGCAGAUGAAGAACAUCCAAGAGCGAAAGGAGAGGCGGUGGGUGUUAGAAAGGAAAUUAGCUUCUUCAGAUGUCCCUCAAGAGGAACAAAUUAAUCUGAUCAAGGAUUUGGAACGGAAAGAGACAGAGUUUAUGCGACUUAAGAGGCACAAGAUUUGCGUCGACGACUUUGAACUUCUAACCAUUAUUGGAAGAGGAGCUUUUGGAGAGGUUAGACUAUGUCGGGAGAAAUCCUCGGGCAAUAUUUAUGCUAUGAAAAAAUUGAAGAAAUCAGAAAUGCUUAGUAGGGGCCAGGUGGAACAUGUUAGAGCUGAAAGGAACUUGCUUGCAGAAGUUGCCAGCCACUGCAUUGUGAAGCUCUACUAUUCAUUUCAAGAUGCUGAUUACCUGUAUCUAAUAAUGGAAUAUCUGCCUGGUGGUGACAUGAUGACUUUGCUGAUGAGAGAAGACACUUUAACUGAAAGUGUGGCUAGAUUUUACAUUGCCCAAAGUGUCCUGGCUAUAGAGUCCAUUCAUAAACAUAACUAUAUUCAUAGAGAUAUCAAACCUGACAACCUUCUACUGGACAAAAAUGGUCACAUGAAGCUCUCUGAUUUUGGUCUUUGCAAGCCUCUUGACUGCAGAGCACUGUCUACUCUAGAUGAAAAUGAACCUAUGGCUGAUGAGAAUAUGAGAGAAUCGAUGGAGAUAGAUGGAUGCUUCCCAGAUGCAGAUAAUGGCAGCAAAUGGAAAAGCCCCCGCGAGCAACUACAGCAUUGGCAGAUGAACAGGCGGAAACUGGCAUUUUCAACAGUUGGCACACCAGACUAUAUUGCUCCCGAAGUACUGUUGAAGAAAGGCUAUGGAAUGGAGUGUGAUUGGUGGUCACUAGGUGCAAUAAUGUAUGAGAUGCUUGUUGGUUAUCCUCCAUUUUAUGCUGAUGACCCAAUAACCACUUGCAGGAAGAUUGUGCACUGGAGAAAUCACUUAAAAUUUCCAGAUGAGGCAAGGUUGUCACCAGAGGCAAAGGAUCUUAUUUGUAGGUUACUAUGUGAUGUUGAACAUAGGCUAGGUACAGGAGGGCCUGACCAAAUAAAAGCUCAUCCUUGGUUCAAAGAUGUCGUAUGGGACAAACUCUAUGAAAUGGAUGCAGCAUUUAAACCAGAGAUCAAUGGGGAACUUGACACACAAAAUUUCAUGAAGUUUGAUGAAGUGGAUCCUCCACCACCGGCAAGAACUAGUUCUGGACCCUCUCGUAAGAUGCUAUUAACUCCUAAAGAUUUGAGUUUUGUUGGCUAUACAUACAAGAACUUCGACGCUCUCAAAGGCCUACAUCAAUCUCUAGAUAUGAGGAGAUUUAGACCACCAAAACCGGGAUCUAAUGAUUCUAGCAUCAGUGAUUCCGUAGUUGACUACUCUUCAAAGCUGACAUCAGACGAAACAGAAAAAGAGAUGCUUACUCCAUCAAGUGAUGCCAUGUCACCAUAAAGCAGUACUGAGAAUUUACCUUGUAAAGUUUUUGUUGUAACAGAUGAAGCCCGCUCGAUGGAUGGAUGGUGGAGAUGCCUGCUUAUUUCAGUCAGGUUUUGCCUAAAUGUGCGCACACACCGACUACCACUCAUUUUGCAGAACUGCCAUCCAAGUGUACAGUAGUAUUUAAGGAACCUUAUUAAAAUCUGUGGAUUGGUUGAGUAAUUAUGGUAGUCUCAGCAGUAAUGGUGGUUACAUAACAAAUGAUUUUGCAUUUGAAUGGCGAGAUGUGAUAUUUAUCUCCUGGCUGCCCAGGUUGGCAGACAAAAACAUGCCUUCUCUUGUGGCAGUUUCUGGUUUGUAUUUUGUUUUUUCCUUUAAACUUUUCUGACAGCUUAGGAAGUUGAAGCAAUAGAUUGGUGUUUAAUGAUACAAAUAAUUGAUACUUACUGUGUGUUAAUUAAAAGCCAGAGCUUGGGUGGGAAAGUGUUAUUUCUCAAAAUCGAGACGAUCUAUA
This is a messenger RNA of Nelumbo nucifera (sacred lotus), 2259 nucleotides long. RefSeq names its product AGC (cAMP-dependent, cGMP-dependent and protein kinase C) kinase family protein. The record is from RefSeq and is a predicted model, not a curated record. Gene Ontology annotation, biological process: protein phosphorylation. Gene Ontology annotation, molecular function: protein serine/threonine kinase activity; ATP binding. Lineage: Eukaryota; Viridiplantae; Streptophyta; Magnoliopsida; Proteales; Nelumbonaceae.